Molecule: messenger RNA, 2540 nt
Organism: Taeniopygia guttata (zebra finch)
Lineage: Eukaryota; Metazoa; Chordata; Aves; Passeriformes; Estrildidae
Source: RefSeq, a predicted model, not a curated record
GGCACGAGGCUCAACUGCAUGACCCGUAAAGAUCCCUUUGGCUAAAUUAGUCCCCGAUUCCACCAAGUAUUUCCUGAAUCCAUGUCACAUUCAGAGAAAAACAUUUGGUUAAAGUUUAGUAAAUGUUUUGCAGUGUGCUCAUGUGAUUUUUGAUUGUUUUUAAAAUUGGAAACAUUUAUUUAAAACAUAUUUCAUUUUAUUAAAAAAAAUAAAACAACAAAACAGAACCCUGAUAAUGAGUAAAAUGCUUCUGUUUUGGUCAAGAAAAGCUUUCUGUUCAAUCCUGCAAGACUUUUAACGUACCUUAUCUACUGAAAAAAUAUAAUACCCUUGGUUUUGACCGAUCUAAAAUGCACUUUUAGUACCCUGCAGCACAGGUGAAUUGAAGGAAGGCUAGGUGCAUGUUUUACUUCCGGUAUUAACUCCUGCAACAUUUGCUUCUUUACUCCUCAGGGUGGCUGAGGACAGGCUGUGGGCUCCAGAAUUUCUCCCUUUCCCUUCCCCUUUCUCUUACCUCGAAGUGUGGGAUGUGCAGCCAUGUGGCCAUUGGAGCUGACCCACCAUGAGUUUAUGCUCCUGAGACACCAAGAGAGGCUGUGCAAUAAGGAGAUUUUUUGUGGGUACUCAAAAUUUAGAAAUGGUGAAGGGGAUGUUGCUCAUGGUGCAUUAUAAGUAAUAGAGGGUGUUUAGUGAUCUUUGAACGUGAGCUGGGGAGAAGCAAGCUGGAGCAGUUCUAUCACUUGUAGGUGAAGUGUUUUCUAGUGUACCCACAGGCUGCAGACAGCUCUCACCCUGCAGAACUUACACAGAAUAUUGUGCAAUAAUGGGAGUGUUAGAACUUCUUUAUGUGAGCAGUAGAUGGUCAAACAUGGUAUAACUUGUUUGUUUUAAUUAUUAUGUGUUAAAAAGAAAAUAGUCUGCAAAAUGAAAGCCUUGACUGCAAUCUACCUGGGCUAGAAGUGCUCUGCGAAUGGCAGUGUUUUAGUCCAUUACUGGAUCCUUUACCUCCCUGUAUAUCAACCCUGACUCUGCAAUGAGUGCCUCAUCCCUGCCAUUUGUGGUUGGAGCAAACAGUGUGGAAGACCAGCGGGCUCGCUGGGAGAGAAAGCGCAGCAGGACAGCCAAGGAACUGCUGGAGACAGAACACAAAUACCUUGAGCAGCUGGAUUUGGUGCUCACGUACUUUGUGACAAUUUUAAAGGCCAAAGGGACGCUGAAACCUGCUGUGUUGGAAACUAUAUUUGGACCCCUGGAGUCCUUGUAUUCAGCCAGCCAUCUUCUGUCACUUCACCUGGAGAAAGGGAAUCUGGGGCCAGGACUGGAAAUUUUUUGUCAGAGUCUGGAUCUUUAUGGCCACUAUGCUGAGAAUUUGGAGCAGGCAAACAAAACAUUAAAGGAGCAAGUGAGGAAAAAUAAGUCAUUCCGGCGGUUUAAGAAACUCCAGGAGACUCGACCUCAGUUUCAAGGGAAGGAACUAGAGGACCUGCUUCCUUUGCCCCUGCAGAGGCUGCACCAGUACAAGCAUUUCUUCAGAGACCUGCUGGAGAACACCAGCCCAGACACUGCUGAGUACCAGAAACUUGCAAAGACUGUGAAAUCUGUUUGUGAGGUAUCUCACUGGGUCCAAGACAUCUUUGAUAAGAGAGAGAACUCCUUGCAGCUACUUCGGGUUCAGAAAUUGCUCAAAGGACAAAAGACACAGGUUUUGACUUCAGGGCGCUGGUAUAUCCGGGAAGGCUGGCUUUCGGUGGUGCCUGCAAAGGGAGAAGAACUGAAGCGCAGGAUGUUUUUCCUGUUCUCUGAUAUCCUCAUUGCAGCGAAGCCCUGCCACCCGCUGCACCUGCUGAACUCCAACAAACUGUCCUGCCAGGCUGUCUACCCGCUCCACCAGUGCUCGGUGGAUAAAGUGUUCGGCCACACAUGGAGCCAGGGAGGGCUCCUCAGUCUUUCCUUCCCACACAAGACACUGCUGUUGAUGUCCUGCAACCAACAAGAGAUCAAUGACUGGUACCGGAGUCUCACAGCUGCCGUCAGGCAGCUGAAAGCCUGAACCACUCCAGUACAAGCCAGAGUGGCAGGACAACCACCCUCAUGGCAGAAGCUUCCACAAUCUUAUAAAAUGUUCAGGGACAUAUAGUAGCUCUGAACUGAGAAGGACUACACACUGUGUGAGAUGAUGAAUGCUUUGUUAGCUGCCCUAAUGUUCGUACAGAUACUGCAAAAUAUGCAUUUGUACACAAAAAACCCUUUUGUAUCAAGGAUUUCCCCCAGUUUAGCUAAUAAUCUUCUAGCUUUUUUUGCACUUUAGUAAACUCAAGAUAACUUAAGGUCAAGCAGAUGGGAGUGUGACUUGUUUUCCCUCAUUAAAUGUUUUUUUAGAGGUAUUUUUGUAUUUUGUUAAAGCCUCAACACUGGACUUUUAAUGUAGAAUUUGUGCAGCAGUUUGGUUCAGAAAAUAUCUAUUUGAAUACGGCCAACUGCAAAGAGGAUAAUUUCAAGAUUACUAGAAACAUAAAGAUUAAAGUCUGUGUGAACACUGA